AUGUAUUUCAAUGCUGCACACUCUGGAACCAAUACACAAGACGGCUCUGAUGCCGAACCCACCGGUGCGAAGGUCAUUGUCCUCAUGGGAAUGACUGGCACUGGAAAGUCAUCGUUCAUAAAGCUUCUUACUGGGGAUGAAGGUGUCAAGGUCGGAGAGACCCUCGAACCCGAAACUAGUGAAAUCAAGAGCUUUCUAUUUUUUCACAAUCACCAAUGCGUGUCCUUGGUCGAUACACCUGGUUUCGACGACAGCCGACCAAACAUGAGCGAUUCGAAACUUCUUGACGAUAUAGCUGAGUUCUUGAAAAGGAGACACCAUACAAAGGCCGUGCAUGGUUUUAUGUACUUUCACCGCAUCCGCGACGUCCGCGUUGGUGGCGCCGCAACGCGCAACAUUCGUAUGUUUUCUUCUCUUUGUGGACCCGAAGCCAUGAAGAAUGUCGCCAUUGUCACCACAAGAUGGGACGAAUUACAUGGUGAACAACAACUUCAGGCCGCGGGGAAGACCGAGAAGGAGCUCCUCGGCCACCAUUUCGAAGAUUUCAUCGACGGUCAAGCCCAGGUCCAUCGCCACGACAAUACUCUCGAGUCCGCACAGGCGGUCAUGUCUUCUCUCCUCCGCUGUCCGCCUAUUGGCGACAUUCGAGUAGUUGUUGAAAUUCUCCAUGGUAAAACCUUGCCUGAAACUGAUGCAGGUCUCGAGCUCAAGGAACAGCUGGUUCAACUCGUGAGUCAUUACGAGGAUGAGCUCAAGCGUCUGUCCAUCGAGUUCCAAGCCGCUAUUAAAUUCAAUAAGGAGGCCCAUGAGGAGGAGGUUGCGAAGUUGCGAAUGGAGCUUGAGAAGGUGAAGAAAGACCACGAAGCCUUGUUGGGGAAAGCUAAGCGCAUCCACACCGCCCACAUCAACCUUUAA
Molecule: messenger RNA, 915 nt
Organism: Laccaria bicolor S238N-H82
Lineage: Eukaryota; Fungi; Basidiomycota; Agaricomycetes; Agaricales; Hydnangiaceae
Exons: 7
Coding region: 1-915 (304 amino acids)
Molecular function (GO): GTP binding
Source: RefSeq, a predicted model, not a curated record